Messenger RNA from Monodelphis domestica (gray short-tailed opossum), 930 nucleotides. Its product is annotated as olfactory receptor 9G19. The record is from RefSeq and is a predicted model, not a curated record. Gene Ontology annotation, molecular function: G protein-coupled receptor activity; olfactory receptor activity. Gene Ontology annotation, cellular component: membrane. Gene Ontology annotation, biological process: G protein-coupled receptor signaling pathway. NCBI's taxonomy places the organism in Eukaryota, Metazoa, Chordata, Mammalia, Didelphimorphia, Didelphidae.
AUGGAGAGAGUUAACCACACUGUGACUGAAUUCAUCCUGUUGGGUUUUACCCAAGACCCUCUGAUGCAGCUGGUCCUCUUCCUGCUUUUCCUUCUGGUGUACUCUGUGACAGUGGUGGGCAACAUCACUCUGGUAGUCUUAAUCUGCAUGGACUCCCUCUUGCACACCCCCAUGUACUUCUUCAUUGGCAACCUGUCUUUUCUGGAUCUUUGGUAUUCCUCUGUUUAUACUCCUAACAACAUAGUGACCUACAUCUCUGAAGACAGAAGUAUCUCCUUUGCUGGUUGCUUAACUCAAUUCUUUUUUUCAGCUGGGUUAGGAUAUAGUGAAUGUUACUUAUUGACUGCAAUGGCUUAUGACCGUUACAUGGCUAUCUCUAAUCCACUUCUCUAUGCUCAGGUCAUGUCUUCAAGGCUAUGUGUAGGUAUGGUGGUAGCUUCAUAUCUUGGGGGUUUCAUUAAUUCCACUAUCAUUACGACUGAAACAUUCACCCUGACUUUCUGUGGGGAUAAUGUCAUUGAUGACUUCUUCUGUGACCUACCCCCCCUAGUGAAACUGGCAUGUAAUGUCAAAGACAGUUACCACAUUGUGCUCUAUUUCCUUUUGGCUUCCAAUGUCCUCACACCUAUUGUCUUAAUCCUGACCUCCUACAUCUUUAUCAUUGCUGCCAUCUUGAGGAUUCGCUCCACUCAGGGUCAACUCAAAGCCUUCUCUACUUGCUCCUCUCAUUUGAUAUCUGUCACCUUGUACUAUGGCUCCAUUCUCUACAUUUACUACCGUCCCAGUUCUAGCUACUCUCUGCAGCAAGAUAAAAUUGUUUCCUUGUUUUAUACUGUGGUCUUCCCUAUGUUGAAUCCCAUGAUCUACAGCCUGAGGAACAAGGAUGUGAAAGAAGCCAUGAAGAAACUCUUCAAAAAGACAGCUUCUUGA